AUGCAGUUUGAGGUGUACAGACAGCAGAGAGAAGCAGCAGCAGCAGCAGCAGCAGCAGCAGCAGCAGCAGCAGCAGCAGGAAAGAACGCUUCUGCAGAUACUCUUGCUGCUGCUGUUGCUGCUGGCUGUCUGUGGUAUAAGCUGCAGAAGCAGCAGCAGCAACAACCGCAGCAGCAGCAGCAGCAGCAACAGCAGCGACAGCAUCAGCGUCUGCUGCAGUACCACAGCAUUUCAAGUGGCGGCGAAGCUAGACACCGCAGCAGCAGCAACGGCUGCAGGGGCCGCGACAGUGCAGCUGCAGCAGCAGCGGCAGCGGCAGCAGCAGCAGUCUUCGGAGCAUUGGCAGCAGGAGCAGCAGCUGCAACAGGAGCAGCAGCAGCAACCGCAGCAGCAUCUGCAGCAGCUGGAGCACCGUUAGUAGCGGCUGCAGCAGCAGGAGCUGUCAAAGAAACAAAGGGCGCUCAACCGCAGCAGCUGCAGCAGCAGCAGCAAUCCAGCAGCGCAGCAGCAGCAACAUCUCAGCAACAACAAGAACAGCAACAACAGAAGCAGCAGCACAGCAGCAGCAGCAGCACAGCUGCAGCAGCAGAGCAAUAG
Messenger RNA from Eimeria mitis, 597 nucleotides. RefSeq lists its product as uncharacterized. The record is from RefSeq and is a predicted model, not a curated record. The coding region runs from base 1 to 597 and encodes 198 amino acids. NCBI's taxonomy places the organism in Eukaryota, Apicomplexa, Conoidasida, Eucoccidiorida, Eimeriidae. The transcript has 2 exons.